UCGCCUCACUCGCAGCUGCCGGGCGCGCGGACCUCUGACCCUGGACUCUCGCCGCCGCAGGCAGCAGCCCUCGGGGGUUGUCGCCCGGGCCGCCCAUGGUUCUCCGGCCCCGAGGGGCCCUGCCAGCCGUGGUGCGGGGAACGGGCAGCAUGAGUCGGGGGGCCCGGCGGGCCGGCGCGGGGCAGGGGGUGGCCGCGGUGCGGCUGCUGGUCACCCUGAGCCUCCUCCUGGGCGUCGUCGAGGCCCAGGUCAUUGGAGUCCUGGAUGAUUGCUUGUGUGAUACUGAUAGCAUUGAUAACUUUAACACCUACAAAAUCUUCCCCAAAAUUAAAAAAUUGCAAGAGCGAGACUACUUUCGUUAUUACAAGGUUAAUCUGAAGCGACCAUGUCCUUUCUGGGCAGAAGAUGGCCAUUGUUCAAUAAAAGACUGUCACGUGGAGCCUUGUCCAGAGAGUAAAAUUCCAGUCGGAAUUAAAGCUGGGAGUUCAAAUAAGUACUUGAAAGUGGCAAACAAUACCAAAGAAUUUGAAGAUUGUGAACAAGCUAAUAAACUGGGAGCAAUUAACAGCACACUAAGUAAUCAAAGCAAAGAGGCUUUCAUUGACUGGGCAAGAUAUGAUGACUCACAGGAUCACUUCUGUGAACUUGAUGAUGAGAGGUCUCCAGCUGCCCAGUAUGUAGACCUGUUGCUGAACCCAGAGCGUUAUACUGGCUACAAAGGGCCAUCUGCAUGGAGAGUGUGGAACAGCAUCUAUGAAGAAAACUGUUUCAAGCCUCGCUCUGUUUAUCGUCCUUUAAAUCCUCUGGCACCGAGCCGAGGAGAAGAUGAUGGAGAAUCAUUCUACACAUGGCUAGAAGGUUUAUGUCUGGAGAAAAGAGUCUUCUAUAAGCUUAUAUCGGGACUUCAUGCUAGUAUCAAUUUACAUCUAUGUGCAAAUUAUCUUUUGGAAGAAACCUGGGGUAAACCUAGCUGGGGACCUAAUAUAAAAGAAUUUAAACGCCGCUUUGACCCUGUGGAAACCAAGGGAGAAGGUCCAAGGAGGUUAAAGAAUCUGUACUUCUUAUACUUAAUUGAGCUGCGAGCUUUAUCAAAGGUGGCCCCAUAUUUUGAGCGCUCAAUUGUCGAUCUUUACACUGGAAAUGGGGAAGAUGAUGCCGACACAAAAACUCUCCUGCUGAACAUCUUCCAAGACACAAAGUCCUUUCCCAUGCACUUUGAUGAGAAAUCCAUGUUUGCAGGCGACAAAAAGGGGGCCAAAUCGUUAAAGGAGGAAUUCCGGUUACAUUUCAAGAAUAUCUCUCGUAUAAUGGACUGUGUUGGAUGUGACAAAUGCAGGUUGUGGGGGAAAUUACAGACUCAGGGUUUAGGAACUGCUCUGAAGAUACUGUUCUCUGAAAAAGAAAUCCAGAAGCUUCCAGAGAACAGCCCAUCAAAAGGCUUCCAGCUCACUCGACAAGAAAUAGUUGCCCUUUUAAAUGCUUUCGGGAGGCUUUCUACAAGUAUAAGAGAAUUACAGAAUUUUAAAGUCUUAUUACAACACAGUAGGUAAUAAAGGCUUUUAUAUGUCUAAUUAGAGACAUAAAGUGACUGUGUGAGGACUUUUACUCUUGGACAUUCAACAAAAGGAGACUGAUCUUCAAAGACUUCAAGAAUUCUGAACUCUUAAAGAGAAAAUUAAAAUGUUCACUUGAAUAUUUAUGAUUCGUAAUAGACUGUCAAUUAGAGGUAUUUAUAAAUGAAGUAUAUACUUUUAAAACA
This is a messenger RNA of Molossus molossus (Pallas's mastiff bat), 1759 nucleotides long. It is a transcript of the gene ERO1B, whose product is annotated as endoplasmic reticulum oxidoreductase 1 beta. The coding region runs from base 96 to 1550 and encodes 484 amino acids. Gene Ontology annotation, cellular component: endoplasmic reticulum; endoplasmic reticulum membrane. Gene Ontology annotation, molecular function: FAD binding; thiol oxidase activity; protein-disulfide reductase activity. The transcript is spliced from 16 exons. Gene Ontology annotation, biological process: protein folding in endoplasmic reticulum. NCBI's taxonomy places the organism in Eukaryota, Metazoa, Chordata, Mammalia, Chiroptera, Molossidae. The record is from RefSeq and is a predicted model, not a curated record.